Messenger RNA from Dissoconium aciculare CBS 342.82, 795 nucleotides. RefSeq names its product putative 40S ribosomal protein S2. Lineage: Eukaryota; Fungi; Ascomycota; Dothideomycetes; Mycosphaerellales; Dissoconiaceae. Gene Ontology annotation, molecular function: structural constituent of ribosome; RNA binding. Gene Ontology annotation, biological process: translation. The record is from RefSeq and is a predicted model, not a curated record. Bases 1 to 795 code for a protein of 264 amino acids. Gene Ontology annotation, cellular component: ribosome; cytosolic small ribosomal subunit. The transcript has 3 exons.
AUGGCUGACCGAGGCGGACGUGGCGGUGGUGCAUCGCGAGGUGAUCGAGGCGGCGACCGUGGCCGUGGUGGUGACCGUGGCCGAGGACGUGGUCGCGGCCGUGGACGUGGAGGUGCGAAGAGCGACGAGAAGGAGUGGCAACCCGUUACCAAGCUUGGUCGUUUGGUAAAGGCCGGCAAGAUCAAGAGCAUGGAGGAGAUCUACCUUCACUCUCUGCCCAUCAAGGAGUACCAAAUCGUCGACUUCUUCCUCCCCAAGCUCAAGGACGAGGUCAUGAAGAUCAAGCCUGUCCAGAAGCAGACCCGUGCCGGUCAGCGUACUCGUUUCAAGGCCAUCGUCGUCAUCGGUGACAGCGAGGGUCACGUCGGUCUCGGUAUCAAGACCUCCAAGGAAGUCGCUACUGCUAUCCGUGCCGCCAUCAUCAUCGCCAAGAUCAGCGUUGUUCCGAUCCGUCGUGGUUACUGGGGCUCCAACCUUGGUGAACCUCACUCCAUCCCCGUCAAGGAGAGCGGAAAGUGUGGUUCCGUUACCGUCCGACUUAUUCCGGCUCCUCGUGGUACUGGCCUUGUCGCAUCUCCCGCUGUCAAGCGUCUGUUGCAGCUGGCUGGUGUUAACGACAUCUACACUGCAUCAUCCGGUUCCACCAAGACCUUGGAGAACACCCUCAAGGCCACCUUCGUCGCCAUCACCAACACCUACGGUUUCCUCACCCCUAACCUGUGGAAGGAGACCAAGCUUAUCCGCAGCCCGCUCGAGGAGUACAGCGAUGUUCUCCGUGACGGCAAGCGUUACUAG